CUCACAUUUUCUUGGUUACCAUCCCGCCUCUCCCUUUGGCCACUCAACUCUUCUUCUCCCUCUUAGCGAGCCUCCCCUGUGCCCAGCUCGGCUUGAACACCGCCAGCCACCACAUCUCCUUCAGACAAAAUAGUAUGUGUAGGUGUAGCUUGUAGCCCUGAAUUUUCUGUUAAGGGUCAAGUUUGUUAUGAUGGCUGGCAUCCUUUUUGAUGACAUUUUUACAAUUGAGAUUCUAAACCCGAACGGUGAAAAAUUUGAUAAAGUUACUAGGAUUGCAGCACAAAGUGAAAAGCAUGGGAUAUUGAUGAAUCUAGAUGUAAAUACUGAGAUAUAUCCGAUGAAGAAAAAAGAGAAAUUCUUGAUGGUAUUGUCACCCACACUUAAUUGGAAUGAAGCAUUUUCCUCCAGUGAUGAUACGCAGGGCGAGCAGAAGUCUCUUGCAGACAAAUUUGAAUAUGUCAUGCAUGGAUUGGUGUAUAAAAUAUCAGAAGAAGGUUCAGGAUCUGACGUCAAAGCGGGAAUAUAUGCUUCAUUUGGUGGACUUCAGAUGUGGCUGAAGGGGGAUCCAAUCCAUUGUACCAAGUUUAAGGUUGAUCAAAAGUUGUUUCUUCUUAUUAGGAAGCUGCCAUGAUACUUCAUCAAGAAAUUGAAACUUUAUCACAAGGGUUUUUUUAUUUUUAUUUUAUUUUUUUAUUUUUUAUUUUUUAUUUUUUAUUUUUUUUUUUUUUCGUUUGGCAAGUAUUGUAGAAGGACCUUACUUUGAAUACAGUUUCACUGUUUAACUUCAUAGAAA
Molecule: messenger RNA, 793 nt
Organism: Ziziphus jujuba (common jujube)
Lineage: Eukaryota; Viridiplantae; Streptophyta; Magnoliopsida; Rosales; Rhamnaceae
Product: DNA-directed RNA polymerases II and V subunit 8A
Exons: 5
Coding region: 188-631 (147 amino acids)
Biological process (GO): DNA-templated transcription
Cellular component (GO): RNA polymerase III complex; RNA polymerase II, core complex; RNA polymerase I complex
Molecular function (GO): DNA-directed RNA polymerase activity
Source: RefSeq, a predicted model, not a curated record